Molecule: messenger RNA, 4800 nt
Organism: Klebsormidium nitens
Lineage: Eukaryota; Viridiplantae; Streptophyta; Klebsormidiophyceae; Klebsormidiales; Klebsormidiaceae
Source: the annotation of a GenBank genome assembly
AUGGCGCGCCGCGGCCGCGCCGCGCUCGACAACUCGCUGCCCAUCGAAGCCAUCAACCGCCCAGAUGGCUCAAUCUGGAAGAUCGAGCUGCUCCGGCAAAUGAGCCAGUCAACCUGGUUCAUCAGGUGGUCAAUCAACGGUGUAGAUGACUGUAGCGUGUUCGACCAGGAAUUGAGCAUAGACGAUAUGCGGCCCGAGUCUCUCGGCUGCUCUCAGAUCGACUGCACGGAGGGUCGGCUGCGGGAGGGAGUUCACGUGGUGGCGUUUAUUACUCUGCCGAUGGAGCACCGAAGGGAUCCCGCCGUUACGGGCAAAGCCUGGUACGAUGGGGUCAUCAUUAAAGCAGAGCAAAAUCCGCACAUCCACCCGCUACCAAAGGGCGGGACCUACGGAGAGUGUCGAUGCACCUUCUUCAUUCGCUUCUCUUUACACCCUGACACCAAGAAGAGGCUCCCGCCCGCUUUUGUGAUGCGGGUCUGUGGGACCAGAUACCUUGCGUUCCGCUCCUUCGUGAACGGAACGGUUGCCGACGUCAUCGCCGGGCGGAUCGGCAGGCGGGAUCUGAAGCAGUCUUGGCUGCCGGAGUUCCGGGAAGAGGUCAGCCACUACUCUGCGAUGCCCUGUGUCAAUCCGCCGAGGGGAAGCAUCCGCCGGAAUCGGGGGGUGAACCGGAACGCAGAGCCGGAAACCCCUGUUACGUGUCCAGCCCCCGAAACUCCAGCGAGAGACUCUGAGGCGAGCGCUUUUGGCUGGGGUCGAGAGGAAAGCGAGAGCAUUAAAAUCGGAGCGCAAGUGAAGAUGCAGCCGGAGCCGGAGCCGUUGCCCGAAACGAAGAACACAGCGGAAAUGGUGACCGUAAGGGGAUCCCUCGACGAGGCUUUUUCCAAGGGGAUGGAUGAAGUCAAAAACGCAGAGGUCAAUAAGCGCCUGGACGAGAGGAUCGACCGUUACCUUGGAAAGGGGGCAGCGACGGAAGCCCAAGCAGACUCGCGGGAAACAGAAGCUGACGUCACGAGAAUGGAAGUCCACGGUGAGGAAGGAGGACCGGAUGCGGAUUCUGAGUCGGAUCUCGAUGGGCUGCGGCGGGGAAAUACAAGUGAAAACGAAUCGAAUGAAGAGCCUUCAGAGGCGAAGCCGAGCAGUCUGAUGGGCACUGCCGAAUCCGGUGUGAAGAGAAAGAAACCCGUCGAGAAGAUGGACUUGCCUAAGUUGAAGCGCGUAAAAGGGGAGGAUGAGAACGGGAGAACGGAUUACGAAGAGAAGGCUGUGCUUUCCACUGACUGGUGGGCGACGCUCGCGCGCGCGGAGGAGCACGCGGCCGCGGGCGCGGCGCAGACCGACGGGCGGAACGAGACCCGAGAACCAACCGGUCUAAAGCCCCGGGGCAAUUCUCUGCCAGGGGUAUUGCCGCCGGCUUCUCCCCGGAGCACGUCUCAAGCGACAGACCUGCGUAAGCAAUUACGUCAGCGAGGCUCGGACGUCGUCGUGCCAGCGGGAAAGGCGAAGCUGCUAACUGAGGGCAAAACGGAGAUUGGCAAAAACGCGGGGCAAGAAAAGAAGGUGAUACGAAGCGGCCGGGUGGGUGUGUCCGGAAAUUCUAAACCGGGCAAAGUUUUGGGGGGCAAGGGCAAGAAGCGGCAGUUGCCGGAGCUCGUCAAAGCCAAAGAGGCUUCCGUGUGGUCCGAAUCAGAUGACGAGCAAUCCGGACCGUCCGUUGCGGAAGGCGCUGCGAUCUGGCCGUCCUGUGGUGACCGUCAGAACCCGGUCGCGACGGCGUGGGAGCAGUGCGCGCAGCUCGCGAGCGAGCGCGCGAUGCGAGACGCGCUCGCGGCUGGCGCGGGCGCCCGUGAACAAAACGCGCGCGCGGUGGAGGAGAUCGGCGGCCGUGACUGCGAGCGGCGGGGCCAUCUUAUGCGGCAGGACGCUGACGGAGUUUACUGUAGUGACUGCGGGUGUCUGGUGCGGCAGCUGACGGAAGCGGACGUCCGUCAGCCGACGCCAGCAACGGAAAGCAAGUGGUAUAUUGAACCGAACGACGUGGCGAAAUCGAAACCAGAAAACCGCAAGAAGCGGAAACGAGUCGGAACAGGGUCAGGCGAAAACAAGAAACGCGCGGCCGCCGGGAGGAAUGAGACGGAACGGCUGGAGAGCGGAACGGUUCCGUUGGUGCCAAGCGGAGAGAAGUUUCUUCGGGAGCAAAUGCUGCCGCACCAGAAGGAGGCGUUCGACUUUCUGAAACGGAGGAUGGUGGAAGAUCCGGAGAGUGACGAGCCGGAAAGGGGCGCGAUCUUGUGGCUGGCGCCUGGUCUCGGGAAGACUCUUGUGGCACUCGCCCUGGUUGAGCACCUUUGGUGGCAAGAGCGGCUGUGGCCCCUAAUCGUCACCCCAGCCGCCAUCCAGGAAAACUGGGUCCUCGAAAUCCAAAAGUGGUUUACCGGAAAAGCGGGGAAACCCCGCCGUCUCGAAGUCUACCGGGUCGACGAACCCAGCUUGCACCGCGCGGCCGCGCUGGAGCGGCGCGAGGACAAGCUGAGGAAGCGACCGGAAUGGGCGGAACGGGCGGAAGACGGAGCGCGCGGGGGAUACAACGCGCCCGCGCGCGAGGAAGAACUAGAAACGGCGGACGACGCGCAGCUCGACGAGAUGCGGCUGCAGACGACGCUGACGUGGCGCGCGCGCAGGGACGGCCCGCUGCUCAUAAGCUAUGAGCAGCUGAGGAGGACCGCGGGCGCGCGCGCGCCCGCUACGCGCGCGCAGGCCGAGCUUGGGAGAUUGCUCUUGGAAGCCCCGAACCUGGUAAUCUGCGACGAAGGCCAAACGCUCCGAAAUGCCGGAACGCAGACGUUCAAGGUGCUGGAGCGGUUCAAAACGGCUCGGCGGCUCAUGCUAACGGGAACCCUGUUCAACAACAACUUCGAGGAGCUCUCCAACCUUGCGCGCUUCGUGUGCGCGCGCGACGUCCUCAAAUGGGCGAGUCGCCAGCCUCUUCUACAGACGUCCGAGUCGAAGACGCCAAAAGCAAAGCGUUCUGUCCAAAGCAGAAAGCCCUCGAAAACAGCCAAACUGCAAACCGACGCCAGGAGAAGACCAACUAGAGCGACACCUUAUCAAGCGGGGGCCCUGGGGUCGGCAGCACCGCAGCCUGCCGCAGCUUCCGCUGGGGAGGGUUCCGCCCCAAGCGUUCCGGCGGGCCGCCCAGAAGCGGAACGGUCAGAUGCAGAGGGACCGGCUACCGGUGAGCGGUCGGCAGCGUCGCCCAGAAACCUUUUCGUUCCCAAUUCCGGUCCGUUGGUUCCGGCCAAAGAAGCGGAGUUGGAAGAGUCAGUCGUAAAGUACAUGUUCCUGAAGCUCAUUGGCGGGCCCAUCGAGCGCUACGUAUGUGGGCGGGACCGGAAUGCGCAACUGAGAACGGAAGCGGAAGCAGCUUUGAAGGAGCUCACGGGGCUCAUGCAGCCGUUCCUGUUUUACGGUGGGGAGGAAUCCCUGUAUGGCGGGCUCGGAAUUCCGGGGCGGAACGACUACGUGAUCCGGCUCAAGAUGAAUGGAAAGGGGCGCGAACUGCACGAUUGUUUUGUCGAAAAGGCGAUCGGCCGGGGAACGUACGAGCAGCGGAUUGCGAACAAUCGCAGCCGUCGGAUCGGGGAAACGUGUCAAGACGAGCGCGCAGCGUAUGACGCGUGUGCGAAGAAAAGGCGUGGUGGGCAGUCGAGAAAGCGCAAGGUUAAAACUCUGGAAGAGCUGUACUGGGAAGGAAGCUCGGAAGUUUUGGGGGAAGAUUCGGAGGAGUCCGAAGAAGAGGAGCGAGGCGAAGAAGAGGAGCGGGGUGGAUACGCCCCGAAGGUAGGAAGAGGCGCGAUCGGUCAGGAGCAGGAUCUGUCGCACUUGUGCUGCCACCCGGCCGCAUACUUCAGGAAAGCGGACGGCAAGCGGACGGCUCUGGCGCCAGAGAUUGCGAGGUUUCGGUCCUGUUUCGCGGGCCCAGUAGAGGCCGCCGACAGCCCGAAGCUGCAGCUGGUAAUCGACCUCCUGAGGGCCUGCAAGGCCUCCGGCGAGAAGACACUGGUGUUCAGCUUUUAUACAAAGCCGCUCGAAGCUUUCAUCGAUGGGGUCAAGCAGGCGCUCGAGUGGGGCGACCGAGAUAUGGCCUAUAUUCACGGAUACGUGCCCUUCAAAGAGAGGAUGAAACUCGUCGAAAGCUUCCAGUCAGGGGACGCUAGUCCCCGGGUGCUCUUUGCGACUCUCGGGGCGUGUGGCCUUGGUCUGAAUUUGCAGGCGGCGACUCGGGUGGUCCUGCUGGAUCCUUCGUGGAAUCCCAAACUGCCUGAACAGGCUUUCCACCGGGCCUUCCGCAUCGGUCAAAAGCGCCCGGUGACCACCUACCGGUUGGUCUGCGAGAACACUUACGAAGACCGGGCAAUCCACCGGGCGUCGCUAGAGAAGGAUUGCCUGGGGAGCGUCAUCGCCCGGGCCUUCGAGAGGUGCGCGCGCGCGGAGAAGGCGGUCGCGAGCGCGGGGGCACAAGCCGCGCGCGCGGAGAAAGCGGGUGCGAGCGCAGGCGCACAGGGCGCGCGCGAGGACGCGCGCAUCGAGGAAGGCUGUGGGCUCGGUGAAUGUGCCCCGGGAAAGACGGGGAGUCUGUUCGGUGGGGAGAACUGGGAGCAGCCGGGGGAAGCGGGCGGCGGGUUAGGGGAUGGGAUAACCGAUCCUUUUCUGAUGGCCUUCCUGGAGAAGUGGGGUGGGGAGCUUGUAGAAGAAGCGUGUGAAUAUAGGAAAUUGUUAUCUGACCAGGCCGGGUUAUAG